CGGACACAUUUCACUGUCGUACCAAACACAGACCGGAAGUGUGUGUUUUAAACAGUCGCGUUUGGAGUGUUGUUUGUUUAUACGUUUCGUAUACAUUUUAAUCGCUUAUUUGUAACCUCUUCGCACUCAAAAUGGGUAAAAGACAGCAUCAAAAAGAUAAAAUGUACAUUACAUGUGCAGAGUACACAGAGUUUUACGGAGGGAAGAAAACAGUAAUACCUCAAGGCAAUUUCAGACGACUGCCCUUUGAUCAUUGCAGUCUGUCUCUUCAGCCCUUUGAGUAUCCUAUGUGUACAGAAGAGGGAGUGGUGUUUGAUUUAAUGAGCAUAGUGCCCUGGAUUAAGAAGUAUGGCACCAACCCCAUUACUGGAGAGAAACUUGAAGCCAAGUCCCUUAUCAAGCUUAACUUCAGCAAGAACAAUGAUGGGAAGUACCACUGUCCUGUGCUGUACAACGUCUUCACAAACAACUCUCACAUUGUUGCCAACAAAGUUACAGGCAAUGUUUUCUCAUACGAGGCAGUUGAACAGCUUAACAUCAAGACAAAGAGUUAUAAAGAUCUGCUAACUGAUGAACCCUUCAAACGGCAGGACCUCAUCACGCUGCAGGAUCCGACAAAUCUGGAUAAAUUCAAUGUCUCCAACUUUUUCCAUGUUAAAAACAAUCUGAAAGUCCUUGACCCUGAUGAGGAGAAAGCCAAACAGGACCCAGCGUACCAUCUGAAAAGCACCAAUCUAGAGACCAGAGAAACCCUAGCAGAGCUAUACAGGGAUUAUAAAGGAGAUCAGCUCUUGGCUUCCACCAUGAAAGAGCCAGAAACCAAGAAAACAGACAAACUCAAUGCUGCUCACUAUUCCACAGGACGAGUUUCUGCCUCUUUCACAUCCACAGCUAUGGCUCCAGCCACCAUCCAUGAAGCAGAUGCUAUUGCCGAUGAUGCCGUUCGAUACCAGUAUGUUAAGAAGAAAGGCUACGUUCGCAUGCACACCAACAAAGGAGAUUUGAAUCUGGAGUUACAUUGUGAUAAG
Molecule: messenger RNA, 1028 nt
Organism: Misgurnus anguillicaudatus (oriental weatherfish)
Lineage: Eukaryota; Metazoa; Chordata; Actinopteri; Cypriniformes; Cobitidae
Source: RefSeq, a predicted model, not a curated record